Sesamum indicum (sesame) is the source of this 1310-nucleotide messenger RNA. RefSeq names its product HSP20-like chaperones superfamily protein. Lineage: Eukaryota; Viridiplantae; Streptophyta; Magnoliopsida; Lamiales; Pedaliaceae. The record is from RefSeq and is a predicted model, not a curated record.
AUGUAGACUUUAUAUAUGUGAUAAUAACAUGUCAGAAUACAAUACAUAUCGAAUUUUCUGCAAGACAAAAUUUGUGACGCCCGGGAGAGCAAGCUUUGCCGUUGGAUAUGAAUAUGUGGAGGGCAAGGAGUAGAAAAGCAAUAUUCCUUCUUCUUUACAGACUUCCAGAUAUUCCCACAAGCAUUUGUUCUCUGCUUUUCACCGCCCAAGUAUAAAAACGCACUGCAACUCGCAUCUCUCUUAAUUCGCCGGAGUUCUCCAGAUCGAUCGAUCGUAAGACUUCCGACAGCCCUAAAUGACCAGCGGCGGCAAACAACUCGAGAUCCAAUUCGAAGAUCCGAACCCGCAGAAAUGGUCUCACCCCCUGAAGGAAGACGUGUUUGCCAACUUCGUGAGCAAAGAGAACUCGGCGGCGGUGUAUUAUAAGACGGGAUCGUUCUUCAGCCCUUUGUUGUUCGGGAAAUUCUUCGAUCCGUCGGAUGCAUUUCCGUUGUGGGAGUUUGAGUCCGAUGCUUUGCUGCCGAAUUCGUAUGGCUCCGGUCACCGCAGCGUUGAUUGGUACCAGACCCAGACUGAUUAUGUUCUGCUAGCAGAGGUACCUGGAUUAGGGCAGAACAGCCUUCAAGUUUGUAUCGAAAACGGGAAGAUUCUAGAGAUCAGCGGCCAAUGGCGACAACAGAGAGAGCCUAGGGCAAAGGAUUGGAGGAGCGGCAAGUGGUGGGAGCACGGCUUCGUUCGGAGGCUCGAACUGCCCGAGCAAACGGACUGGAGGAAAGCAGAGGCUCAUAUGAAGAACGACGUAGUUUUAGAGAUCAGAAUCCCCAAAACGGAUCCGGAUUCCGAUCAAGGAAACUAGUGCGAAAUAGUAGCUUCUGCAAACUGAAAUCAUAUGGAGAAAGGAGAGUUUCAUUUUCGUUCUCAUUAUGAAAUAUCUUCGUGUGUGAAUAUGCGAACCCUUUCUGUCUGUAGUUUUUGCUUUUAUCGUCUGAAGAGGAGUAAUUGAUUACCUUCGGGCUCCAUGUGGCCGCCAUUACUGUGAACAAAAGGGGGCCGAGAGAUCAGCGGUGGUGGGGGUUGCCGAUGGUCGGGGAGCUGCUGACGGCCGAUGAGUUUGAUUGUUUGAGGUCUGAUUGAGGAUUUAUAGUUUUUGAUUUGGGGGUUAGGGUUGGAAAAUAAGACUAAAAUUAUAAUAGGAAAAACGUAGGAAAAAAAAUUAAAAAAAAAUAAAAUAUAUGAAUAAUGAUUUGAUAUUCGGUUCACCAUGUAAAUUAAAGUUCUAAAAUCUAUACAAAACAUAGUUUUUUUUGUAA